Molecule: messenger RNA, 1534 nt
Organism: Podarcis muralis (Common wall lizard)
Lineage: Eukaryota; Metazoa; Chordata; Lepidosauria; Squamata; Lacertidae
Gene: FAM180B
Product: family with sequence similarity 180 member B
Source: RefSeq, a predicted model, not a curated record
UAUCUGUUAGGAACUGGGAAUUGAACUGGAAGCCCUGCCCUGGGCUGGAAUUGGAGAAAGGCCAGCUGUCUCAGCAGCAACUUCUUGGACUGUAAAGAGAGGAGAAAGAAACUACACAGCAGUAAACAACUUCAGGUUCACCCAAAGUGUUUUAUCUGUAGAAGGGGGUAAGGACUCUUCCUGACAUGGCCCAGACGCUGCAGCUGCACUUUGGAACCUGCCUGUGGGCAGCUCUGAUGCUCUGUGUGUUUGCUGGAUCCCGGAGACAGACAGAUGAACAAAUUGACCUCCAGGAUGCUCCAGAUACAAAUGGGGUUGAGAAUGCUGGCAUCAUACUAGAGUUACUUUGGAGAGGAAUUGAAAUUAUGGCCAAUGAGACAAUCAGGAUUGAGGAUGAAGAGUUUGCCUCUCUGCGUCCCACCAAGCGAUUACUCCGGGUUCUUCAGCAUGAGAUUCCAAAAAACCCAGAUGGGAUUGAAGAGUACCUGGACUUCCUCUCACAGUCUGACACCCCUAUAACUCCACAGGAAUUCAAGAAGCUCAUCUUUACCACUGUCUACUGUGCUUACCAAAUUCGCUCCAUUCAAGGCCUGGAGAAAAACCUCUGGAUCAACCUUUUCUCUCAGCUGGUUAUUGAAAUACUCCGUGAUCUCUGCAAACGAUUCUGUUCGAAGGAAUCUAUGGAUUCUGUUCAGCUUCUGGCCUCUAGGCCUUGGCAGGAAAUGCCUGUCUAUAUUUCUGCACUGAAGAAAUUCUACCGGUCUAGCCUAGCCAGGACCCAAAGAGACUCUCAUCCAUAAAGGGGAAAUCUUGGUCCCUCUAAGCCAAAUUAAUAUGCAAAUAUAUAUUUUUAGGUUCAUUCUCCAGGAAUAUGCACAGAAGUGUCACCCUUCCUGUUUUCUUAUCUCUGGUGUAGCUGCUGCUUAGCUUUUCACUGGAUUUCUAUGAUUAGCAUGUUGCUCAAGGCCUCUGCCCUGCGCUCUCUAUAGGACACGCAAUUCAGAUGGCACUUUGCUUUUGAUUGGAAUUGGGUUACUGAGGAACAUGGAGUUACAUGUCCCUGCUCAGUGACCAUUGUCAGAGAGCUCUUGGCAUUUUUAUGUGUUACACUGCAAUUCUGUGUGUAGCGAAAAUUACAAGAAACCAGAUCCAUGUUAAACACUAGGGAGAUCUUACGAAUUGUAAGAACUGUUUACCAACAGAACAUGUAUCUUCUUAGAAGGGAGCUUUUACGAAAUUAUGAACAAUCAUCAGUUCAGGAGGCUUUAUGUCAGAAAGAAAGUGAUGAGACUGAAUGCCUAAUGGGGCAGUCCUUCCAGCUUAGUGUUUCUUCUUGUAUAACAUAAAAUUCUUCAGGUACAGUGUACAAUUUGCCCUAAAAGCCACUAUGUCAGAAAAGGGUUAGUUUAGUUCUACCAGGUUUGGCAUCCAGACAGUGGUUGAGCAAGCCGAUUGGGCACCUGGGAUGGCGCGCGUGCCCUGCGCCCAGGGGCGGGGCCAGCUGCUCAUGGGGGCACAGCGAGGCCUCCAAGGA